AUGGUCACUUUGACCCCCGUCCCGGUGACUCUGCCGAAAGACAAGGUGCCCACAAAGAAAGAUAUUAGAGAUAUCAUUGGUACAUUCUUUGUGAAUGAAUGGCCAUCUGUGGAUCCGACGACUUUGAAUAUGUCAUACAAUGCCUCCUACUCUAAUGCUCAUUGUUUCGUGGAGAGACCAACCCCAGCCACGGGUGUGCCUGCCGAGCCGUUGAAAGUGUUCCUCAAAUUUCACAAUGACUCACUGGGAGUUCUUGAAGCCUUCAAGGACCUUGCACCGAGUAAACAAGAAGAGUCGACAUUUUGCUAUGAGUACGGGAGACUCGGACUCGGAGCCAAACUUUAUGGAUUUUUCAAGACGCAAGAUGGCACUCUCGGGCGAGUCGAUGAAUUCCUCGACGCGCGGAAUCUGGAGCCCGAAGAUGUUGAAGAUACAAAAAUCCGAGCAGAUAUCGCAAAGGGACUGGCGGCAUUCCAUGUCUUGCAGCCUUCACUGGGGAAGAAUAAAGUGGAUUCCUACUAUGAAGCUACCAUCGGUGGUCUCAAAAAGUACCAUCGGAUGGACAAGUUGAAGGCACUUGGCAAAGAAGGAGCUGUUGAUAUGGAUAAUAUGAUUGACUAUGAUUUUGGAACAAAGCUUCAAAAGGUAGUGGAUAGAAUGGAAUCCAUGAGAGCAAAGCUAGGAUGGUGUAUCCAUGAUGUCCAGUUUAUGAACGUCAUGGUGAAGAAUAACCCGAAGGAAGGGGAGAGCAAAGUUGCGCUCAUUGACUUCGAGUUUGUGAUGCAAAAUUAUCGGGCUUUUGAUAUUGGUGGACACUUUAUGCAAAAAAUGUUCAAAUGGUUUGAUGAGGACAACAAGAUAGCGAGGUGUAAAAAGUACACAGAGGAGGAGAAGCGACAUUUCUGUGAGGAGUAUACGAGACAGUGGAAUCAAUUGACUGGUGAUUCUGACAAUGUUGAUCAAGUAUUCUUGGAAGCUGAAUAUGGUUAUUUACUGGCUAUUACCUUUGACAUUCAUAAUAUGUUAUGUUUUAUGUGCGUGGAAGGGGAUAAGGACCCCUUGAAUCUUCGAGGCCUUCAAAAGCUAUUUGAGGAGUUCCAAAGCCAGUAUUCCAAACUAGAGAUGAAUGAAUAG
This is a messenger RNA of Penicillium angulare, 1134 nucleotides long. Its product is annotated as putative choline kinase. Gene Ontology annotation, molecular function: ethanolamine kinase activity; choline kinase activity. Gene Ontology annotation, cellular component: cytoplasm. Lineage: Eukaryota; Fungi; Ascomycota; Eurotiomycetes; Eurotiales; Aspergillaceae. The coding region runs from base 1 to 1134 and encodes 377 amino acids. The transcript has a single exon. Gene Ontology annotation, biological process: phosphatidylcholine biosynthetic process; phosphatidylethanolamine biosynthetic process. The record is from RefSeq and is a predicted model, not a curated record.